AUGACCACUCGGCUCAGGAAGCACAGGAAGAAGAGGGGGCACGUGAGCGCGGGCCACGGUCGCGUGGGCAAGCACCGCAAGCACCCCAGCGGCCGCGGAAAUGCAGGUGGCCAGCAUCACCACCGCAUCCUGUUCGACAAGUACCACCCUGGAUACUUCGGCAAGGUCGGCAUGAGGCACUUCCACUACAGCCGCAACAAGUACCACUGCCCCAUCGUCAACCUGGACAAGCUCUGGUCCCUGGUUGGCGAGGAGGCGCGUGAGGCCGCGGCCAAGGACAAGUCCUCGGCCCCCGUGAUCGACGUGACCAAGCACGGCCUGUUCAAGGUGCUGGGCAAGGGCCAGCUGCCCGCGCAGCCGGUGGUCGUCAAGGCCAAGUUCUUCUCCAAGCUGGCCGAGAAGAAGAUCAAGGAGGCGGGCGGCGCUGUCGUGCUGACGGCAUGA
This is a messenger RNA of Monoraphidium neglectum, 444 nucleotides long. RefSeq names its product 60S ribosomal protein L27a-3. The transcript has 5 exons. The record is from RefSeq and is a predicted model, not a curated record. Gene Ontology annotation, molecular function: structural constituent of ribosome. Gene Ontology annotation, biological process: translation. Gene Ontology annotation, cellular component: cytosolic large ribosomal subunit; ribosome. The coding region runs from base 1 to 444 and encodes 147 amino acids. Lineage: Eukaryota; Viridiplantae; Chlorophyta; Chlorophyceae; Sphaeropleales; Selenastraceae.